Molecule: messenger RNA, 1323 nt
Organism: Lactuca virosa
Lineage: Eukaryota; Viridiplantae; Streptophyta; Magnoliopsida; Asterales; Asteraceae
Source: the annotation of a GenBank genome assembly
AUGCCUGCUGUUUGGUUUGCGUUAAGGAAGUCAUUGCACUGCCAAUCAGGACCUGCAGAUGUUCAUGAUCCAAAUUUUCAGGGGAAGAAUCUUAGCAAAAUAGUAACGAAAACAAAAAAAUCAUCAACAUCAACAGGAGGGAAAUCAGGGUGUUCAAGAUCUUUAGCAAAUCUUAAGGAUGUCAUCCAUGGAAGCAAGAGACACAUGGAGGAAAAACCAUCAACAAUGGCAACCACAACAACAAAUGCUAGUCCUAGGUCCAUUGGAAGUUCAGAACUUUUAAACCCAAUUGCCCAUGAAGUUGUUUUGUCGAAUUCAAAUUGUGAACUGAAGAUCACAGGCUUUGGUUCUUUGCAAGAUGGAAACGGUGUUGGUGGUGAUGGUGAGAGCGUGUCCUCACCAUUUGAGGGUACCCUAAAACCUGGGACGCCUGGCCCUCACCAUUAUCAUCAUCAUCACAAGCUAACAAGCUCACCGAUGACUAAUCGAAGAAACUCUAAUGGAUUUUCAAGGGCUAGUAGAGGUUUAGGCUCUGGAUUUGGUGCUAUUAAUGCUUCAAAGGCUAGAGCUUCUUUUGAAGGUGAAGGCCAUGGGAUAUUUAGCUUGGCUUGUCAUAAAUGUGGUGAGCAAUUUGUGAAAUGGGAAGCUCUUGAAAAUCAUCAUCUCUCUAAACAUGCUGUUACUGAGCUCAUUGAAGGAGAUUCAUCCAGGAAAAUCGUAGAAUUAAUCUACAAAACUAGUUGGUCAAAAUGCCACACCAAUUCUGGAGGAAUAGAAAGGAUCUUGAAGGUCCAUAACAUGCAAAAAACACUAUCUGAAUUUGAAGAACAUCGAGAAACUGUGAAAGUCAGAGCUAGCAAGCUCCAAAAGAAACACCCUCGAUGUCUUGCCGAUGGCAAUGAGUUACUAAGGUUUCACGGAACCCUAGUUGAAUGCAAUCUUGGCCUCAACGGCUCGUCCAGUCUUUGCCAAUCAAAUAACUGCAAAGUUUGUCAAAUUCUACGACAUGGGUUUAUAAUUAAGAAAAAUGGGAACAACAAAAAUGUAGUUGGAGGUGUUUUCACAACUUCAACAAGUCAAAGGGCAUUUGAAGCUAUUGAUGUCAACAAUGGUUCGUGUUUGAGGAAAGCUCUGAUAGUUUGUAGAGUGAUUGCUGGGAGAGUUCAUAAGCCAUUGGAGAACAUUCAAGAACUUGCUAAUCAAUCUGGAUUUGAUUCAUUGGCUGGAAAAGUAGGUAUUUAUUCAAAUAUUGAAGAACUUUAUUUGCUAAAUCCUAGAGCACUUCUCCCUUGCUUUGUAAUAAUUUGCAAGCCACAAACGUAA